Molecule: messenger RNA, 1818 nt
Organism: Arachis ipaensis
Lineage: Eukaryota; Viridiplantae; Streptophyta; Magnoliopsida; Fabales; Fabaceae
Source: RefSeq, a predicted model, not a curated record
ACCAGCACGCACUAACAAGUAACAACUAACAACAUAGCAUGAUAUGGGCAUAUGGCCACAUUCCCUUUCUUUUUCUAGCAUGAUACCUUUCCCCAUUCACACUCUCCCCAAUCUGUACCGCUAAUCCCGCCUUUCUCUCUCUUAUAUCUAUAUAUAAUUAUGUAUAAGCUCCUACAUCUAUCAUCAUCACUUGUACAUACAAUUUUUCCUUCUUCUGAUUGUUAAUAAGUAAGUAUGGGGUUGAGAAGAGGCAUAAUGGCAGCCAUGGUAAUUACACUGAUGCUUCAAGUUGCGAUGUGUAAAUCGGAGAUAAGCAGGGCGGACUUUCCUAACGGCUUUACAUUUGGCACUGCUUCUUCUGCCUUUCAGUAUGAAGGAGCAGUAAAAGAAGACGGAAGGGGACCAUCUGUAUGGGAUACUUUCUCACAUACUUUUGGCAAGAUACUCGAUUUCAGCAAUGCUGAUGUUGCAGUGGAUCAAUACCAUCGAUACGAAUAUCAAAUACAGUAUAUAUUUUCAGUUAUAAAUGUCAAAUUUACCUGCUUUAAAAUUCAUGUAUCAGAUGGAACCGGAGAAAUUAACCAGGCAGGAGUUGAUUACUAUAACAAACUCAUAGACGCAUUACUCGCCAAAGGAAUUGAACCAUAUGUGACCAUAUACCACUGGGACCUACCACAAGCCUUAGAAGACAAGUAUAAUGGAUGGCUCAGUGCUGAUAUCAUAAAUGACUUUGCAAAUUAUGCUGAGAUAUGCUUUCAGAAAUUUGGGGACAGAGUGAAGCAUUGGAUCACAUUUAAUGAGCCACACACAUUUGCCACACAAGGCUAUGAUGUUGGUCUUCAGGCCCCUGGAAGAUGCUCCAUUGUUCUUCACCUGUUUUGUAGGGCUGGCAACUCUGCUACUGAACCUUACAUUGUUGCUCAUAAUGUCCUUCGUUCUCAUGCACUUGUUGCUGAUAUAUAUAGAAAAAAGUAUAAGGCUGCACAGGGUGGAUCACUUGGGAUAGCCUUUGAUGUGAUUUGGUAUGAGCCAGCAACAAACACCAAAGAAGACAUUGAAGCUGCUCAAAGAGCACAAGAUUUCCAGUUAGGCUGGUUUCUUGAUCCUUUGAUGUUUGGAGAUUAUCCAGCUUCAAUGAGAAGCAGAGUAGGGAACAGGCUCCCAAAAUUUACCCCAUCUGAGGCUGCCCUUGUGAAAGGUUCCUUAGAUUUUGUGGGAAUCAAUCAUUACACCACUUUUUAUGCAAGAGACAAUAAAACUAAUCUCAUUGGAGUUCUGCUCCAUGAUACUGUUGCAGAUUCUGGUGCUGUUACUCUUCCAUUCAAUGGUACUAAAGCUAUUGGAAAAAGGGCAAAUUCUAUAUGGUUGUAUAUAGUGCCACAAAGCAUGAGAACCUUGAUGAACUACAUCAGACAAAAGUAUGGAAACCCUACAGUCUAUAUCACAGAAAAUGGGAUGGAUGAUGGGAAUAGCCCAUUUACCUCCAUUAAGGAUGCUCUAAAGGAUGAGAAACGGAUUGGGUACCACAGUGGCUAUUUAUCUAAUUUACAAGCUGCUAUAAAAGAUGGUUGCAAUGUGAAGGGAUAUUUUGUGUGGUCACUACUUGAUAACUGGGAGUGGGCAGCUGGAUACAGUUCAAGAUUUGGUCUAUACUUUGUUGAUUACAAAAACAAUCUAAAGAGAUACCCUAAACAAUCUGUUCAAUGGUUCAAGGACUUCUUGAAACCAUCUUAAUAGCUGUCGAAAUCAUAUAUACAUAUAUAGGUUAUAGUGUACACCUUGUGUUUAGAUCAUGAAAGCAAAAGAAACCACAUUCAA